UCGACAGUUAAAGACUACAUCAUAAAACCAUUGUUUCCUUCUGUGGAUUAACGUUUUUAAAAGGUUUGUGUGAUUUUGCUAAAAUGCAUCACCAACAGCGAAUGGCUGCCUUAGGGACAGACAAAGAACUAAGCGACUUAUUGGAUUUCAGUGCGAUGCGAAACAGCGAUUUGAAAAUGUUCCCAACAUCAAUGAUGUUUUCUCCUCCCGUAAGCAGUGGGAAGAACGGACCAACCUCUCUCGGAAGUGGUCAUUUCUCCGGUUCAAAUUUAGAGGAGAGAGCUAGCUCUGGAUCUUGGGGCAACGGAAGUCGUGCUUCAAAGAGCUACGUCGACGGCUCCCAGUACGCUCACAUGACCAACAGGGACCUUGGGUCACACGAUGACAUCUCUCCCCCCUAUGUCAACUCUAGACUAACAGGGAAAACAGAGAGAGCAUCUUACUCCUAUGGAAGAGACUCCAAUAUGCAUGGCUGCCAUCAGCCAAGCCUCAUGGGUGGUGAGAUGGGGAUGGUCAGUCCGGGGACAGUGUCGCCCACCAAACCGGGCUCUCAGUAUUACCAACACUACAGCAGCAAUCCACGGAGGAGAUCCCUGCACAGCGACUCCAUGGAUGUCCAGACAAAGAAAGUGCGGAAAGUUCCACCCGGUUUGCCCUCCUCAGUAUACGCGCCGUCUGCCAGCACUGCCGACUACAACCGCGACUCCCCAGGAUAUCCCUCUUCUAAAGUCCCCAGCGGCGGCUUUCCCAGCUCAUUCUUCAUGCCAGACGGCCACCACAGUACAGACCCAUGGAGCUCCUCCAGCAGCAUGAACCAGCCAGGUUACAGUGGGAUGCUGGGAAAUUCAUCACAUGGGCCUCAGAGCAGCAGUUACUGUGGCUUGCAUCCACAUGACAGGCUUAGUUACCCAUCUCACUCCUCAGCCGACAUCAACCCCAGUCUUCCUCCAAUGUCCAGUUUCCAUCGCAGCAGCGGAACCAAUCACUACAGCGCUGCCUCAUGCACGGCCACCACAAAUGGAACAGAUAGCGUCAUGGCUAACCGAGCGCCUAGCGGAGCAGGAAGCAGCUCACAGACUGGGGACGCCCUGGGCAAGGCCUUGGCAUCGAUCUACUCUCCUGAUCACACAAACAACAGCUUCUCAUCCAACCCCUCAACUCCUGUGGGAUCCCCUCCCUCUCUCACAGCUGCCAGCACAGCUGUGUGGUCCAGGAAUGGAGGACAGGGGCCAUCAUCCCCUAACUACGAAGCUCCACUACAUUCUUUGCAGAGUCGUAUCGAGGACCGGCUGGAGCGGUUGGACGACGCCAUCCACGUGCUGCGGAGUCACGCCGUCGGGCCGUCCACGGGCAUGCCCAGCGGGCACGGGGACAUGCACGGCCUGAUCGGGCCAUCACACAACGGUGCCAUGGGAGGGCUGGGCACCGGUUACGGCACUGGUCUGCUUUCCGCCAACCGCCACUCCAUCAUGGUGGGUGCUCAUCGUGAGGAUGGCGUGGGUUUACGUAGCAGCCAUCCCAUUGUGCCAAACCAAGUGCCAGUCCCUCAGCUGCCCGUCCAGUCCGCCACCUCGCCCGACUUAAGCCAGCCAGACCCCUACCGUGCUCUCUCCAGCGGGCUGCAGGGCCAGAGCACUUCGUCUGUGAGUUCGGAGAUAAAGUCGGAGGAUGAGGGAGAUGAGAAUCUGCAGGAUGCCAAGCCUCUGGACACAAAGAAGGAAGAUCCUGACAGCAAGGAACUCAAAGCUAUUGAUAGGUCAAGAUCUAGUAACAACGAUGAUGAGGACCUUUCUCCAGAGCAGAAGAUUGAGCGAGAGAGGGAGAGGCGAAUGGCCAAUAACGCCCGGGAGCGCCUGCGUGUGCGCGACAUUAACGAGGCUUUUAAAGAGCUGGGCCGCAUGGUGCAGCUUCACCUGAAGAGCGACAAGCCCCAGACCAAACUGCUCAUCCUCCACCAGGCUGUGGCCGUCAUCCUGAGCCUUGAGCAGCAAGUGCGAGAGAGGAACCUGAACCCAAAGGCUGCAUGUCUGAAGAGAAGGGAGGAAGAGAAAGUCUCGUCAGACGGCCCCCCUCUUUCUUUGGGCGGGGCCCACCACAGCAUGGGCGACGCCUCCAAUCCAAUGGGACAAAUGUAAAAAGCAACCCCCCCUAAAUGGUCCAAGCUGCCAGAGUUCAUCAAAAUGAUGAAUGACCACUUCCUUUGACGACGUCAUUCAGCUCCC
Molecule: messenger RNA, 2222 nt
Organism: Chanos chanos (milkfish)
Lineage: Eukaryota; Metazoa; Chordata; Actinopteri; Gonorynchiformes; Chanidae
Gene: tcf4
Product: transcription factor 4
Exons: 21
Coding region: 84-2135 (683 amino acids)
Biological process (GO): regulation of transcription by RNA polymerase II
Cellular component (GO): transcription regulator complex; chromatin
Molecular function (GO): RNA polymerase II cis-regulatory region sequence-specific DNA binding; protein dimerization activity; DNA-binding transcription factor activity, RNA polymerase II-specific
Source: RefSeq, a predicted model, not a curated record